GACAGCUGCCGCCUCCGUCCACUCUGAGCUCAACGCCGUCGGGCCAAGGAGCUCCUGAAGCCUCCAGGAUUUAGUCUGACCGACGUUCCUCUCCUCCAUCAUGGGCGCCUUCAUCGCCAAGAUGCUGCUCCCCACCGUCAGCAGCCUGGUGUUCCUGCCCACGGCCAGCGUGGCGGCCAAGAGGGGCUUCCACAUGGAGGCCAUGGUCUACUUCUUCACCAUGUUCUUCACGGCGGUGAGAAAGCUGAAGCCUCACUCACAGUUCUCCUCACACGUCUGUGUUUGCGUCUCAGCUCUGGGGGACUUCGACGAACCUCAGCGUUCCUCCGUCACCAUGUUCGGAGUUCUGACCAUCGCCGUGAGGAUCUACCAGGACCGGUGGGGCUACGGGAUCUACUCCGGACCCAUCGGAUCCGCCGUCUUCAUCAUCACCGUCAAAUGGACCCUUCAUGUGACCAAAAACAACACAAACAGGCCAAAACUACGUCGUCUGUGCGCCACUCCGUCGUUUCUCCAGACCCGUUUUGUUUCCUGUCACUACCCGAGUCUUUCUCCUCCCUCGCUGCAGGAGUGGGACUACGCCUACGUCCACAGCUUCUACCACCUGUCUCUGGCCGUGUCCUUCGUCCUGCUGCUGCCCAAGAGGAACCGAUACGCGGGGACGGGUCGGAACGCCGCCAAGCUCAGCUGCUUCGCCCUCUGCUGCUGCAGCGUCUCUCCCGGUUCGUCCAAAGACAAGAGCGACCAGCCGACGACGGAGAAGAAGAAGAAGAAGAAGCGGUCGGUGUGGACCGUCCCCACCGAGAAGCCGUGGAGCCGGAGCUGCAGCACCCCGACGCUGCCGCUGUACAGCCAGCCGCCGUCCACGCCCAUCAAAGGGCCCAGCGUCAGCAAGCUGAAGGAGCUGAACGGCUGGAAGUGAAGCCGAGGAGAAACCAGCUGACCAACACGUGGACCGUCCUGCUUCUGGCCGGUCCGACGUUGGAGGUCUUUGGGAGUCCAGCAGAUAAAGAAACUGAUGCGGUUAUAAAACGUAGGGAAGGAAAAAAAACAAGACUCCAGCUGUGUGACGUCAGAAGAGGAGGCCGAGGCGAGCCAGCAGAACCGGCCGGGAGAUUUACGGCCUGAGCAAACAGGCAGAUGGUUGAUCUCUCCAGAAUGUAUAAAUUGUCUUUAGAAAUGUUCCUCUGGGGAGAAGCUCGGUCCGUCUGUCCGUCCUCCCUCCUCGUCCUGUUUCCCGUCUCUCUCUGGAAAAAAAAAAAAAA
Molecule: messenger RNA, 1265 nt
Organism: Stegastes partitus (bicolor damselfish)
Lineage: Eukaryota; Metazoa; Chordata; Actinopteri; Pomacentridae
Gene: mymk
Product: myomaker, myoblast fusion factor
Exons: 5
Coding region: 101-922 (273 amino acids)
Cellular component (GO): membrane
Source: RefSeq, a predicted model, not a curated record